Lycium ferocissimum is the source of this 447-nucleotide messenger RNA. RefSeq lists its product as uncharacterized. Lineage: Eukaryota; Viridiplantae; Streptophyta; Magnoliopsida; Solanales; Solanaceae. The transcript has 2 exons. The record is from RefSeq and is a predicted model, not a curated record. Bases 1 to 447 code for a protein of 148 amino acids.
AUGUCAAGAAAUAAGGUGAUAUUUAAGAUCAACAGGAAUUUAUGGCAGCUGACAAAGUUCAGGUUCUCAUGGUUAGAUAUCCCUCACAGUUGGCCUCUUUUGGUUCAGUUUUUGGAAAAGUAUAAACCACAAGUAACAAGCAAAGCAGUAGCAUGGAAUUGUCCUCCUAAUAGUUGGUAUAAGUGUAAUACAGAUGGGGCAUACAAGAACAGCACAGGUCAAACUUCAUCAGCAUUUUGUAUCAGGAAUAGUGAAGGAAACUUAGUGCAUGCUUGGGCAAGCAUUAUUCGAGAUGCAUCCUGUACUUUCCACAUAACAAAUUAUCAGGAGCUUCCAUCAGUGGCUAAAGGAAUUCUAAAUGCUGAUAAACAUAAUAUGCCUAACGCAUUCAAGAAACGGCAUGUUAGAGAACCGGACUUAACUUUAAAUGAUUUACAAAAUGCAUGA